Messenger RNA from Melozone crissalis (California towhee), 2995 nucleotides. It is a transcript of the gene ZC3H12B, whose product is annotated as zinc finger CCCH-type containing 12B. The record is from RefSeq and is a predicted model, not a curated record. NCBI's taxonomy places the organism in Eukaryota, Metazoa, Chordata, Aves, Passeriformes, Passerellidae. The transcript is spliced from 6 exons. Gene Ontology annotation, molecular function: RNA endonuclease activity; mRNA binding; metal ion binding. Gene Ontology annotation, cellular component: nucleus; cytoplasmic ribonucleoprotein granule. Bases 424 to 2928 code for a protein of 834 amino acids.
GGCAGCGGCCCCCGCGCUCCCGUCGGCGCUGAACUCCGCGCCCGCACUUCCCCCAUCCCUCCCCAUCCCGUCCCGUCCUGGCUCUGCUCCUCCACGCCCCCUCAUCUCCCCUCGCUCCGGCCAGCCCUUCCCCCUCCAUGCGGCGGGAGCGGCCGGAGUGGGGCCCGUGCCGCGGCCGCGCCGAGCCCCGCCGUCCUUCACCUCUUCGCCGCCAGACCCCGCAGGGAGCCGCGGACGGUGUCCAUAGCGACAGCAGCGGGAACUUCAUGUUGGUGUUGCUUAUGCCAGAAUAUAGUAAGCAAGGCAGAUUAGCUCCAGCCUUGUGUAAACUUUUAAUUGGCCAACAUGAUGCAAUUGGGCAUGAAUUCCAGGUGGCUUUGGAAAUGAACGAGAACUGAGCGCUCUGGCUGGAAGCUGAACGUGAUGACGGCCUGGUCUAUGGUAGGGAAGCUGAAAAUGGAGAAGAGGCACUCCAGAGAAGACAGAAAUGUGGAGCAAGAUGUGGGGGAAUGCAGUGCUGAAUCUGAGGAAUGGACGAGCUCAGAAAGUGAGCCUGAGCAACCAUACUUCAGAGGCAGUGCUCAGUGGAGAGAAAAGGAGGUUUCCACCAAACCGCAUCGGCCGCUCUGCCGGUCCCCAUGCCUGGAUCGCCCAAGCUUUUCACAGAGCAGUAUCACACAAGACUUGAAGCUAGAUGAAUGCAAAACAAAUUUGGACAAGGAAUACCAAGCUAAAAUGGAUUUUGCUUUAAAGCUUGGGUAUGCAGGAGAUCAGAUCCAGGCUGUACUGAAUAAGUUGGGAGCGGAUGCGCUCAUCAAUGAUGUUCUAGCAGAGCUUGUGAGACUUGGCAACAAAAGUGAAUCAGAGGGACAAAGCACUGCCAGCAGUACCACUGGUACUCUGGUGUCAAGAGGCCCUUGCCCAAAGGAAAUAACAAGCCCUGAAUUGUCACUGGAAGAUGAAGUGGUGGAUAACAGUGAUAACUUGAGGCCAAUUGUCAUUGAUGGAAGCAAUGUUGCUAUGAGCCAUGGGAACAAAGAAGGAUUUUCCUGCCGGGGAAUUCAACUAGCUGUUGAUUGGUUUCUGGAAAAAGGACAUAAAGAUAUCACUGUGUUUGUACCUGCAUGGAGAAAAGAACAGUCUCGACCUGAUGCACCAAUUACAGAUCAAGAAAUCUUACGUAAAUUGGAGAAAGAAAAAAUUCUUGUUUUCACCCCAUCUCGAAGAGUUCAGGGAAGAAGAGUGGUUUGCUAUGAUGAUCGAUUCAUAGUAAAACUUGCCUUCGACUCAGAUGGCAUCAUUGUGUCCAAUGACAACUAUCGGGAUCUUCAGAAUGAAAAGCCAGAGUGGAAGAAGUUCAUAGAGGAGCGGCUGCUAAUGUAUUCUUUUGUGAAUGACAAAUUUAUGCCUCCAGAUGAUCCUUUAGGACGUCAUGGUCCAAGCCUUGAAAAUUUCUUGAGAAAAAGGCCAGUCAUUCCUGAACAUAAGAAACAACCGUGUCCUUAUGGUAAAAAGUGCACCUAUGGGCACAAAUGUAAAUAUUACCACCCAGAACGUGCAAACCAGCCUCAAAGGUCAGUAGCGGAUGAGCUUCGAAUAAGUGCCAAAUUAUCUGCUGUGAAAACUAUGAGUGAGGGAGCCUUGGCCAAAUGUGGCACAGGGCCAUCCAGCUCCAAAGGAGAAAUCAGUUCUGAGGUGAAACGCAUUGCCCCAAAACGUCAGUCAGAUCCAAGCAUUAGGUCAGUAGCUGUGGAGCCUGAGGAAAAGUUAUCAGCAGCCCGGAAGUCCGAGGCCAGCUCUGUCCCGUCUCUGGUUUCUGCAUUAAGUGUACCAACGCUCCCUCCACCAAAAAGCCAUGCAGCUGGUGCAUUAAAUACUCGUUCUGCAAGCAGUCCGGUGCCAGGUUCCUCACAGUUCGUACAUCAGAAAUCCUCACUGGAACAUAUGUCCAGUGUGCAAUAUCCUCCUAUACUAGUCACCAAUAGCCAUGGCACCUCAGUUAGCUAUAUUGACCAGUAUCCCAAAUAUGAGUCGCUGGGGGACCAUGGCUAUUACUCCUUACUCAGUGAUUUCUCCAACUUAAGCAUAAGUAGUAUCCGUAACUCAGAUUAUUACGGGGCUGAUAUGGACCAGGGGAUGUAUUCUAGAAACUCAAGCCCCUGUCCUGACAAUUGCUUAAGCCAUACAAGUAAUGAUUCUUAUUCCUCUUACAAUGACUUGUAUCUGGGUGUAGCAGAUGCCAGUCCAGAAGACAAUGUGAAGAGCCACAGACUGCCAUCGAAAAAUCGUCUUCAGCCUUUCCCUCAUGGUUACCAUGAAGCCUUAAAUAGAGGUCAGAGUUACGGACCCGAAGAGCCUAAGCAAUCCCUUCGCAAACAGUCAGUUUCCCACUUAGGCCUACAUGCCCAGCAUCCAGUUGUUGGAGCACGGUCCAGUUGUCCAGGAGAAUACCCUGUGCCUCAAAACGUUCAUCCAUCAACUGCACAACCAAGCCGUGCCUUGGUGAUGACCAGAAUGGACAGCAUUUCUGACUCUCGGCUCUAUGAGAGUAACCCCACGAGGCAGAGGCGGCCACCUCUGUGUCGGGAGCAGCACGCCAGCUGGGACCCACUGCCCUGUGCAUCAGACUCCUACACCUACCACUCCUACCCACUGAGUAACAACCUCAUGCAGCCCUGUUAUGAACCUGUCAUGGUUAGAAGCAUGCCUGAGAAGAUGGAACAGCUCUGGAGAAAUCCCUGGAUUGGGAUAUGUGGUGAGCCAAGGGAACCUCACAUCAUCCCAGAACAUCAGUAUCAAACAUACAAGAACCUCUGCAAUAUUUUCCCUCCAAGUGUUGUCCUUUCUGUGAUGGAGAAGAAUCCCCACAUGACAGAUGCACAACAGCUGGCAGCUAUGAUUGUUGCCAAAUUAAGAACAGGGCGUUAGAGCAGUACAGCCUCUUUUGGAUAAUUGAACCUGUACAGCACAUAGGACCCAGAGGAAAACUUACAUG